CCAAACACCUCCCCCAACCCUUUUUCAAAACCCUCGUAAUCUCUCCCCCGUCGCGCUCUCUCUCAAUCUCCCUCGAUAUCUCUCUCCCCCCCAAUCUCCAUCGAUUUCUCUCUCUACCUCUCCCCCUCAAUCUCCCUCAAUAUCUCUCUCUCCCUCUCCAGUCUCCCCCUCUUUCUCUCCCUCCCUCCCUCCCUCCGUCUCUAAUAUACAAACAUCUGAGAUCGUCAAUUGAACAACAUAAGUACUGCUUUCAGACUCUUCUUAUCCAGGGGAUGGCGCCACGUAAUUCAGGACGUGCGGCUGAGUUGUCGGGCUUGAGGAUGGAGAACAGGAAGAGGAAGUACUCACCCACUGUGUGGGACAGAGAUACUAAUGUGUGUAAAUUGUCUAGUAAUACUGGGAUUUCUUCACGCAAUUUGUUGACUAACACCUUUCUUUCCACAAGUAGUUUUCGUGUUUCUACAGGUUUUCGUGAAUCAGGGCCACCGGCUAAGUCUGUUGUGGAUGUUGUCUCAGGCGGUUGUGUUGAGGAUGGAGUGUUGGGACAGUAUGGAGGGCGUAAGAAGUCGGAGCAUGAGGGUUGUGCGGAAGUGCACAGCGUUAGGUCUGGUCGAUGGGUUGAUGAUGUGGAGGAUGGUGAGAUUUCUGAUUCCCCUGCUCACAAGGGGAUGAAGCAUAUUACUGCUGAGAUGGGGGUAAGUAGGGAGUUAACUAGCCCUCUGUUUGUUGAACAUGAAAGAGAAGGUUCUGAAGGCAAGUCAUCUGGGUUGUCCGACAAAAGAAGUGAUCAUAGUACUUUAACUGAUGAAUGUGACAUGGAGAUAGAUGGGCAACAAAAUUAUGGUGAUAGUACUGAAGGGCAUCUGAGUAGUCGUCCUGAAGAUGAACGUGGUUUUUGGGAAACACCCGAAACUGGUGCUCCUCUUCAAAGAAGUGCCAACAUGCUCCAGGCUUGUAGGAAUGUGGAUAACUUUGAAAAAAUAAGAAAGAUAGGGGAAGGCACUUAUGGUGUGGUUUACAAAGCCAGAAAUAAGAUAACUGGGGAAAUUGUAGCGCUGAAGAAAGUCAAGAUAAAUAAUGACAGUGAGGAAGGGUUUCCUCUGACGGCUUUAAGAGAAAUCAACAUUCUUCUUUCUUCUGAUCACCCAUCAAUUAUCGAUCUCAAAGAAGUAGUUGAAGGUUCCACGUCUGACUGCUGUUUCUUGGUAAUGGAAUACAUGGAUCAUGACCUCAAAGCAGUGAUGGAUAGAAAGAAACAGCCAUUUUGUCAAAGUGAAGUUAAGUGCCUUAUGCUCCAACUGCUUCAGGGAGUAAAGUAUCUUCAUGACAAUUGGGUUCUUCACAGAGAUUUGAAGACUUCAAAUUUGCUUCUAAAUAGUCGUGGUGAGCUGAAGAUAUGUGACUUGGGGAUGGCUCGACAAUAUGGGAGCCCAGCUAAACCUUACACUCAACUGGUUGUUACUCUUUGGUACAGAGCACCUGAACUAUUAUUAGGGGCAAAACGAUAUUCAGCUGCAGUUGACAUGUGGUCUGUGGGUUGUAUCAUGGCUGAGCUUUUGUUAAAUCGACCCUUGUUCAAUGGGGAUACCGAAAUCAAUCAGAUUGACAAGAUAUUCAGAAUGCUAGGCACACCUAAUGAGACUAGUUGGCCUGGUUUUUCAGAACUCCCCAAAGCCAAGGUGAGGUUUGUCAAGCAGCCAAAUAAUUUGUUGCACAAAAAAUUUCCAGCUGCAUCUUUUACUGGAACGCCACCCCUUUCUAAUGCUGGUUUUGACUUGCUGAACAGUAUGCUAACGUGUGACCCGGAGAAGAGGAUAACAGCUGAUGCGGCUCUUAACCAUCAGUGGUUUCGUGAAUUCCCUCUUCCCAUGUCCAAGGACUGUAUGCCUACAUUUUAAGUCGGACAUAUGAUUGUAAAAUAUAUUUUUUUUUACUUUUGUUUUGUAAGCGGUUGUGUUGAAACUCUUUUAAGAUGCGUUUCUGUCCCAUUGUAUAUAUUUGUUCCUAAUUGGCACAUUGAAUAUUUUUGCUCUUAAGUAGCAGUCUUAUUUGAUACCAUAUUCUAUUCA
Daucus carota subsp. sativus is the source of this 2069-nucleotide messenger RNA. RefSeq names its product cyclin-dependent kinase G-2. NCBI's taxonomy places the organism in Eukaryota, Viridiplantae, Streptophyta, Magnoliopsida, Apiales, Apiaceae. Gene Ontology annotation, biological process: regulation of mitotic cell cycle; protein phosphorylation. The record is from RefSeq and is a predicted model, not a curated record. The transcript is spliced from 2 exons. Bases 273 to 1898 code for a protein of 541 amino acids. Gene Ontology annotation, cellular component: nucleus. Gene Ontology annotation, molecular function: ATP binding; protein serine/threonine kinase activity.